CUCUAGAACUGGCAAGUCGCGACGACGCCGAGGAAAAUAUUUUCUGUUUCGGCCGCAAUAGUUAAAAACCUGCUUAAAGUGUUUGUUUAUAUAUGUCGUCCGCGUAGCAGGCAAAUGCAACCAAGUCCGCGACUGCAAUUGCUGACCGCCUAAACGCCGCCAAGGACAGAAAAUAACAGUAAUGCGAAAGACCCGCUCGCAGACGGCUCGCACGCAGGCGGAAAAUGCCGCAACAUCUUCGAGCCCUGGGCACCAAUCUACAGCAUCAGCGCCAAUAGCAGUGAAUCCCUUUGAUGCGGGCAAAUACAAGGAAUGUGAGCAAAUGGUGCAGAUGCUCCGAGUGGUUGAGCUACAAAAAGUUCUGUCGUUUCUGAACAUCUCCUUCGCUGGACGAAAAACUGACUUGCAGAGCCGUAUCCUUUCGUUUCUGCGCACCAAUUUGGAUUUGCUAGCCCCGAAGAUCCAGGAAGUUUACGCCCAGUCCGUGCAGGAGCAAAGCGCCACGCUGCAGUACAUCGACCCAACCAGGAUGUACUCGCACAUCCAGCUGACGCCCGCCGUUCAGGCGAAUCCGGUGGGCCUGGUGGGCGGAGGUCCAGGCGUCCAGGUGCCUGGUGGCCAGAUGAACGUAGUCGGCGGCACACCCUUCCUCCACACGCACAACAUCAACAGUCAGCUGCCUAUCCAUCCAGAUGUCCGGUUAAAGAAGCUAGCCUUCUACGAUGUCCUUGGCACACUGAUCAAGCCUUCUACGCUGGUGCCACGCAACACACAGCGCGUUCAAGAGGUGCCUUUCUACUUCACACUUACGCCACAGCAGGCCACCGAGAUUGCCUCUAAUCGAGACAUCCGCAACAGCUCCAAAGUGGAGCAUGCAAUUCAGGUGCAGCUACGCUUCUGCCUCGUAGAGACCUCGUGCGAUCAGGAAGAUUGUUUUCCGCCAAACGUAAACGUUAAAGUCAACAACAAGCUGUGUCAGCUGCCUAAUGUCAUUCCUACAAAUCGACCAAAUGUGGAACCCAAGCGGCCACCGCGCCCUGUCAACGUCACCUCCAAUGUUAAGCUGUCGCCAACCGUGACCAACACCAUCAUGGUGCAGUGGUGCCCCGAUUACACGCGCAGCUACUGCCUAGCCGUAUACCUGGUAAAGAAGCUAACCUCCGCGCAGCUGUUACAGCGAAUGAAGACCAAAGGCGUUAAGCCUGCCGACUAUACCCGCGGCCUGAUCAAGGAGAAACUAACUGAGGAUGCCGAUUGUGAGAUAGCCACAACUAUGCUUAAAGUUUCACUCAACUGCCCGCUGGGUAAGAUGAAAAUGUUGCUGCCUUGCCGAGCAUCAACUUGCUCGCACCUGCAAUGUUUUGACGCUAGUUUAUACCUCCAAAUGAACGAGCGAAAGCCAACAUGGAACUGCCCCGUGUGCGACAAACCAGCCAUAUAUGACAACCUGGUUAUAGAUGGGUACUUCCAAGAGGUGUUAGGUUCGUCGCUGCUGAAGAGUGAUGACACUGAGAUCCAACUACACCAAGAUGGGUCGUGGAGCACACCAGGACUUCGAAGCGUGGCGCAGAUUCUAGAUACACCCUCAAAGCCCGUUCAGAAGGUGGAAGUUAUAUCGGACGAUAUAGAGCUCAUCUCGGACGAUGCUAAGCCUGUAAAAAGCGAUUUGACUCCAGCACAGGACGACCAGCCAACCUCCACGUCAAACAGUGAAACUGUUGAUCUAACGUUGAGUGAUUCCGACGAUGACAUGCCGCUGGCUAAACGUCGUCCGCCCGCGAAGCAAGCUGUUGCCAGUUCAACGUCGAAUGGCAGCGGUGGCGGCCAACGUGCCUACACCCCGGCACAGCAGCCGCAGCAAUCCGAGUCCCCAGAACAGCAGGCCCGUCGCCAAUCGCCAGAGAUGCAGCCAGUUUUAGACCAGCAACUGCAGCAGCAACACCCCGAGCAGCCAGCGGCGGCAGCCGUCCAUGCCUCUCUCCUGGAAUCCCUAGCUGCUGCGGUCGCGGAUCAAAAGCACUUCCAACUGUUGGAUCUGGCUGCGGUUGCGGCUGCUGCAGCUGCCACGGCGUCUUCCGGCCAGAGUCAGAAUGCCGGCCCGUAGGCAGGACCCACAUCCAUCGCACACCUCAUGGCUAGCACCUCAUUCUCAUGAUUCUUGAUUUGGCUACCCAGUUUAGUUUUUCGUUUCUCUUUCGGCGGCAUACGGCCAGACCUUUCCUUAGAGUUAGAGGCUAUUAUCGGCGUUCCAUUCGCAGUCACCUCAUCUUUCAUACGCACUCGAUCGCGACCCACCAACUGAUGCUUGUAAUUCUUGUGUUGCAGGACGCAGGCAAAACAGACAGGCUUUAUAGGAUCCCCUGGUUCUUAGUAACAGCUCCUGAUCCCCCAUCGGAUAGAUUGUUCCUGCCCCCUUUAAUUUGGCUCACCCUGCAUUGGCUAUGUUGUGUCUUUCGUUUCUGUAUUGUCUCGAGUAGUUGUGUAACGCUUCCCCAGGGUUCUUAGCAACACAAACUCACCCUCCUACACAUACCAACUGAAAUAAUCCUAGAUAUAAUUAUACAAACUAGCACCAGCAUUAAUUAGCAAUUCCCAUAGGAAACUCAAUUAAUUUAUUUUAUUUUGAAGCAGGCUGCUGAAUGACCACAGCAUUGUCCUGAAAACCUAAUCGCCCUACGCACUACUAACUUUAUAACUUAAGCUUAAGCCUGAAUCAGAUGUUAGUCCUAAGUCCUGCCAAUGCAAGUUGGGCGUAUUUAUAUUCCUAUUCAAGAAGCGCGAGAGGAGCAGGCCAGGCGGCAGCCAGCCGCGGCGCCGACAUUUAAGUUAGUUAAGUUAUUUUACUUGCUUUACGGAUACUGAGUGUGUGGAGCGGUGGGUGCUGCCUAUCAAGUACGUAUUUAUAUUGUGUUUGCAAGUCGGGGCGAAGUUGCAUUAAAUGUACACGUAAAAUGGCAACAAACGAACGCAUUUUUAUUGAUAAAACCCGAUUGGGAACGGGCGGUAUUUUCAUGACGUCCAGUUAGACACUCAAUUGAUAAGCAAGCCCCCAGACUUUUGUCGUUUAUUUAAGCUCAAACCGUACCAUUACGGAUUUAUAUUAUAUGUUAAGAUUUAAAAUUUAAAUUAAUGCUUUGACUUUGAUUUGAUGCCAAAACCCCUUAAAUAUCUGAACGAACAAAUAUGAAAUCAAUGUACAAGGAGAUGUGUACUUUAACUAUAUUAUUAAACAAUUUUCAACCAAA
Drosophila eugracilis is the source of this 3245-nucleotide messenger RNA. It is a transcript of the gene Su(var)2-10, whose product is annotated as E3 SUMO-protein ligase PIAS1. The transcript is spliced from 8 exons. The coding region runs from base 182 to 2104 and encodes 640 amino acids. The record is from RefSeq and is a predicted model, not a curated record. Gene Ontology annotation, biological process: regulation of transcription by RNA polymerase II; protein sumoylation. Lineage: Eukaryota; Metazoa; Arthropoda; Insecta; Diptera; Drosophilidae. Gene Ontology annotation, molecular function: transcription coregulator activity; SUMO ligase activity; zinc ion binding.